This is a messenger RNA of Leptidea sinapis, 1236 nucleotides long. Its product is annotated as trypsin alpha-3-like. Gene Ontology annotation, biological process: proteolysis. The transcript has 6 exons. Lineage: Eukaryota; Metazoa; Arthropoda; Insecta; Lepidoptera; Pieridae. Bases 96 to 896 code for a protein of 266 amino acids. The record is from RefSeq and is a predicted model, not a curated record. Gene Ontology annotation, molecular function: serine-type endopeptidase activity.
AUUACAACAGACAAUUCGGAUGAUCAAGAAAGUGAUAAUAAUUUUCCAUUACGAAAGAUAACUUUGGCAUUGUAAACGGCUUAUUAAGCAGAAUAAUGUACGGAAAAUAUUUUAAAAUUUUAUUUGUUCUUGUAUUUUGUAUUUUUAAAGAUGCAUGCUGUGAAUUUGAGAUUGAAGAAAUCGUAGAUGAUGAUAAAAUUGUUGGAGGAACAAACGUCAACAUCAAGAAACUGCCAUACCAAGCAUUUAUUCGUACAUUUAAAGGAAAUCGAUACUUUCAAUGUGGAGGAUCUAUAAUUAGUAAAGAGUAUAUUUUAACAGCAGCCCAUUGCUUAUACGGAAUGGACGAGGCUUAUGUACGAACAGGUUCAACGGAAUACGACGAUAUAAAUAAUGCUCUAAUUCUCGCUAAAUCUUUCAAGUCGCACCCGAAUUAUACUCACACUUCUCAUGAUAAUGAUAUUGGCGUUGUACAGUUAGCAAGAAAAUUAGAUCUAAGUGGAAAAAAAGAGAAAAUUAUUAAGCUGGUGGAUGCUGGAACUAAACUUCCUGUAGGUGGUAAAUUAACUGUAUCUGGAUGGGGCGUUACAUCUGAAGAUGGAAGAGUUAGUAGGCACUUGAAAGAUGUUCAAAUUCAAAUAGUCUCUGACGCUGACUGUCGCAAAAUGUAUAAAGAAGAGUUUACAGAAAAUAUGUUUUGUGCGGGAGUCCCGGAGGGCGGAAAGGAUGCUUGUCAGGGUGACUCAGGAGGUCCUGGUGUCUUAACAGACAACGGGAUACAAGUUGGAGUAGUUUCCUAUGGAAGAGGAUGCGGUCGAGCUGGUACACCUGGAGUAUUUGCUAACCUGGCCAGCAAAGCGAUGAGGGAGUGGAUUAAGGAUGCAACUGGAGUUUAAAAAGAAAGUCCAUUGAAAAUAUACGACACCGUAUCAUACCCUGAUUAUUAAAAAUAAUAUAUAAAAAUAUAAGAAUGAUAUGCAAACUAGAAUGACCAACACCACGUAUUAAAAUCAAUAAUUGUAAAUAAGAAAGUAUUUUCUAUGUAUUAGACUUAGCGAGAAUGUUUUUUGAUUCUAAAAACCCUCGUAUGUUUCUUUGAGACACGCAAAAUAUGGAUCCAAAAACAUACCAGCUGAUCAAGAAUUCCACAGCUAAGGAUUAUCAUAUAUUAUGAAUACUUCGACGGCUAUUUGUUUUAAUAUAGUUUUUAUAAUUUAAUAAAACAAUCACAUUAAA